AUGGUAGGUGGUCAGAUUCGUUAUUCUAUACCAGAGGAGAUGAAGAAAGGCUCGGUCAUAGGUAAUGUGGCGCAGGACCUUGGCUUGGAUCUGAAAAGGCUCCGUUCUGGGCGGGCCCGCAUCGUGACCGGAGAAAACGUUCACUACACCGAGCUGAAGACAGACAAAGGGAUCCUAGUCGUGAAUGAGAGAAUAGACCGAGAGGAGCUUUGCGGAGACGUAACGCCGUGUAGCUUCAGCUUCGAGGUUAUUUUAGAGAAUCCAAUGGAACUGCACAGAAUAACAAUACUGAUCCAGGACCAGAACGACAACCCUCCUCAGGUUCUGUACCCAGUCCAGACUGGUGGCUCUGUGGUGGCUGAGAUGGUGCCUCGUUCAGCAGAUGUGGGCUAUCUGGUGACUAAAGUGGUGGCUGUUGAUGUGGACUCUGGACAGAAUGCCUGGCUGUCCUAUAAACUGCAGAAAGCCACAGACAGGGCGCUGUUUGAAGUGGGCUUACAGAAUGGAGAAAUCAGAACUAUCCGCCAAGUCAGUGAUAAAGAUGCAGUCAAACAGAGACUGACUGUUAUAGUGGAGGACAACGGGCAGCCCUCUCGUUCAGCUACAGUCAUUGUCAACGUGGCGGUGGCGGACAGCUUCCCUGAAGUGCUGUCGGAGUUCACUGACUUUCCACAUGACAAGGAGUACAAUGACAACCUGACUUUUUACUUAGUGCUGGCUCUGGCUGUAGUUUCCUUCCUCUUCAUCACCUGUUUAGUUGUUAUUAUAUCAGUGAAAAUCUACAGAUGGAGACAGUCUCGCAUCCUGUAUCACUCCAAUCUGCCUGUGAUUCCAUAUUAUCCACCACGUUACUCAGACACUUUGGGGACAGGGACUCUCCAACACGUGUACAAUUACGAGGUGUGCAGGACGACUGACUCCAGAAAGAGUGACUGUAAGUUCGGCAGAGCUGGUAGUCAGAACGUGCUGAUAAUGGACCCCAGUUCUACAGGAACGAUGCAGCGGAUUCAGAGUGAGAAGAGCAUCCUGGAUGAACCAGACUCUCCUCUAGAGUCCAUCCCCUGA
Molecule: messenger RNA, 1065 nt
Organism: Toxotes jaculatrix (banded archerfish)
Lineage: Eukaryota; Metazoa; Chordata; Actinopteri; Toxotidae
Product: protocadherin beta-16-like
Exons: 3
Coding region: 1-1065 (354 amino acids)
Biological process (GO): homophilic cell-cell adhesion
Cellular component (GO): plasma membrane
Molecular function (GO): calcium ion binding
Source: RefSeq, a predicted model, not a curated record